AUGAAGAGGAAGGUGGAGUGCGGAGAGGACGGUGAGUUUCAAUUUGUCAGCGUUUUCUCGGUACACCAAUUGUAAUAUCCCAAGCGAGAUAUCAUCAGAACUUACUCGUGAUUUUAGAUCCAUAGGAGAAUGUUCGAACAUUGAGGCCGGCACCUACAGCCCACCUUCGGAGACAAAUCCGCACACAAUGAACACGAUGCGGCUGACCGAGGGAAAUGCGACGGCACCUGCGGUGUCCACAAUGAUCACUGAAGCGUAUGUCACCUACCAUGCUUGCAUCCGAACAUUUGCACAUGCAUUAUUUGUGCAUUGAUUUGCUAACGCACAAUCUUGUCUUUGCAGUGGUGACGUCGUUUAUAGGCUUGAAGGGGAUAUUUUGGACGUGGAACCGUCUGAAGUGAACACUAGCGGCCAGGCCAAUGUCGUCGUCGUCGAAUCGGGCGACGGUGAGGUGUACAACGCAGGUUGGUCUUCAUGUCAUCAGAUCGUACACAUUCCAACUUUGUAUGUGUCUAUCCUCAAAUGUGCAUUCAUUACCAACGUACUGUUUUCUGUUUAGCGGACGCCACUGUCACUAAAACAGAAGCAAUGGCCACUGAGGAGGACAGCGGUGAGUGAGAGUUCCAUAUCAAAUCUGACGUCAGAUUUGGCAAAUGUAAGACUUAGAACGAUCCCGUCCUUGCUUGCAGAGUCCCAUCUUACUGCGCGGAAACCUAGACGACGAGUACGCCUUGGUCGGAGAAUCCGACGACUAUUUCGUCGUCUUAACUGCUGUGGAACCGCGACCGUGCAGGACUGAAAACCUUCUCCCUCAACCGCCCGACUUCGUAGAUUACUGUAUUGCAUCUCGAGAGGACACUGCAUCGCAGAUGAUUAAUCUCUUUUCUUGUUGUUAAACUUACUUAUAUCCUAUGUACUUUGCCCCGAUCAGAUCUAUUAAGGAUGCGUUUACACAGUCGAUUUCCUCCCCACGUCUUCUAAGCCUAUUCUCCCCCCCCCACCCGAGAUACUUGUAAUUUAAGAUUUUCUGAGUACUUGUGAUUGUACAGAAUUUCUUCAUAUUUAAUCUAAUAAACAAUUUCGACGAUCGGCUUGACCGAAAUGGUCAGUUGUCUGAUUAGGCCUGAAUUGUCGGCAAAUACGGACUAGACGAGAAUGAUGGGGUCCGAAAAGAGUGGGUAGUGGUAGAAUUCAUCGCGCGCAGACUUGCUAACCAGUGCCAGGAAAACUAACAUACACUAGUGCCUCUCGCCUCAAUUGAAUAUUUAGCCAAUCAAGAGAACAACCUAUCAGCCAGGCCGUGGAUCCCCACGUACCAUAGGUGACAACACUCCAACACACCCCUCCUCAUAACGUGCAUCUGGUCCCAGGAUUAAUCAAAUGGAUGUGAUCAUUGUACAUUACGAUGGGUGAACAAGUGUAAUUCGGUUAAAUGCGGUUAUGUAGCCGCACCUGAGAUAAACAAACCCCAGCCACCCGUAAUGCGGGACCGGUGGUUGUAGGUGUUUUUACAGGUGAGGUCGGGUGUAGGAUGCUAGAGUGCGGUGUAUUCAGCGAAAGUCCACUUUUCCUGUGUGUGUCACCGUCCCUGGGCGCGCCCUGUUGUGAAGUAUACGGUGGACAUCGCCCAUUACAACGGUCGCGCUGUCGGGUGUUGGAAAUAGGGGCUGUUCCCUUGUCCUCUAACACCCCGUCCCGCAUACAUCCCCACCCGACAUGUCUACAGCAUCCAACUACAACAUCAUCCCGCACAAUAGCAAGCAGUCAACCCUAUUCGACUGUACCUCCUGCUUACAUGACUUGCAGUGGCCGUCACGUGCAUUUCCCCGAUCGUUUAGUUACGCAUUUUUUCUAGACUUAUGCAUAUCCUCGACGCCGUACUGCGUCGCCCACCGGUCUAGUAGGGGGGUACUGUGUUGAGGUACCGGACUAAUUUACCUUGGACGAUUCAAUCCCGUUUUAUUUGCCUGCAUUGCUUGUCUGAAUGUGGCGAAAAACGACGCACAUGGCUAACCCGCCCUGCAAGCACGUUUUGCUGUCCCGCCCUGUUGUCAGGUUACUAUACGUUCAGAAUCUCUAAACUAUUCACUGCUCAGUUUUACUUGCUGUCAUUAAGGUUAGGGGCUCGUGAGAUAUAGCUCGUUAGUUCGUGAGAACAUUAACAUUUAUGUCAAUACGUCGCAGUUGUCCAUGCGCUGCCUGAAUACACCACGACGACGACAACGACGACGACGACGACCACCACCACCACCACCACCAGCACCGCCUCCUAUGUAGCUGACACCGACAGCGCCGAAUUCGCAUGCCCACACUGUCCACGCAUAUUCACCUCAUGCAUCGGCCUGGUCGAUCGUUUGCGAAUCAAUCGCACAGAGACUGACGAACCAGUGUCUAGAGCACCAACCUAUACCCACCAAGCUCAACUCAACUGCCCACACUGCCCUCGCACCUUCAGACAUUCCGUGGGCCUAUUUGGCCACAUGCGCAUCCACGACGACCUGCGGUAGACAACGGCCGGUCACACCACACAUUCACUCACUCCCUACCUUCCAACACCAUCACCCCACCAGACAUCAACACUCACACACCACAUGCACCCAACUGCCGCCUCCCACGCAAGCGGGAAGUGUGCAUCUCGGCUCUGUCCCCAUGCGGCCUCGGCUGCACGGGCGACUUGAGUCCGAGACUAUCCCGACACGUCAAGCGUCGUGGAUAGGAAUGUUGCUAAUUGACACCCGCAAUCGGUCCACGCAGUUCGUCGCGUGGUGUGCGUGUUGUGUGUAGUGGCGGACUGGUGGGUUAGGAGGCGGGCUAAAUCAGCUCCUUCGACGGCCCUCUCACGCAAGUGGGAGACACGCCGUUCAACCCACGUUGUGUGAAAUCCUGGUGUUUGUGUGUGUAUGAGGGGCCAGGUCGUGCUGUGGCGCGCGAAGGCAUGGUCAGUCGACCGUGUCAGCCACCGCGCCCACACUCCACUCCAGUUUGCCGACCGCCUCGGACAGUGGCUGGGGUGUGGGAGUGGGAAGGGAGAGUGAGGUCGACGACUCAGCGCACUUUCUCCUCACUAUGAUCAAUCUGAUGCGCUUGAAGCUAUCACGGUGCGCUAAAAGCCGUGGCUUGGAAGGUUGCCAACUGACGGGGUACCUUGGACCUCCUCCUUAACGGCAGGCGGUCUAAGAGUCAGGCUGCAAUGGCUCCUUUUUAAUGUGGCCUUUAUGGCACUCCUACCACAGUGUGGGAUCCGAGCAAGGCGUUGGCGGCACGCCUAGGUGCGGCUUCGGUCGUGCCAGCCUCGAAAUCUCUGUUGUGUUGGUUGAAAGCCUGGUUAUUGUUGUGUGGACCAGGGGGUGUGGUGGAACGCCAAGGUGAGGAUCCGUCCGAGCCAUCCACCUGCGGCCUCUCUCGUCUCCGGUCUUCUUGAUUCUGUCUUGACACCGGGCCCAGAUGGGGGGAGGAGGAGAGUGUAGGUAGAUGCAGCGCAAGUCUACCCGCACUAUAAACCCCUGCGCAAGUCACCGUCCCUGGUCCCACCUUCUGUGGGACACACGGUGGACAUCGUCGAAAUCGACGGUCGAACUCUCGUGUGUGUGUGUGUGUGUGUCCUCUAAACGGACCACGUGUUAGAUGCGCUGGACCAACACGGGGGCCACAUCGGACUCUGGCAGGCGUUAUCUGUGCGCAAUAACAAAUGCCAACAUUUGCGGGGUGCGCUGGCGGACCCUGUUGUCGGCAUUCGUCGCUCAACUGGACCACUGCCGCCACCCCAUUGUUUUGUGGUUAAAAUCCUGGUCAUUUUUUUGUGGAGCAGGGGGUGCGGAGUGGAGCGCCAAGGCGAGGACCGUCCGAGCCAUCCACCUGCGUCCUCCUCCAUCUCCGGUCUUCUUGACUCUGUCUUGACACCGGGCUCAGGCGGGGAAGGAGGAGAGAGUGUAGGUAGAUGCAGCGCAAGUCUACUGGCACUAUAAACCCCUGCGUAAGUCACCGUUCCUGUUCCCACCUCUGCAAUGUGACAUACGGUGGACAUCAUAGAAAUCGGUGAUCGAACUGUCGAGUGUGUGUGUGUGUGUGUUUGUGUGUGUGUGUGGGGUGUAUGGGUGUCAGCGGUGGGUUCACGUGAAGGUCGUAGUGGUCGCUCACUUGCCUGCAGGUGAGACUACGCCUAGCGUCCACGUGCUGGCACUCAACUCUCACCUGUGGCUCCAAGUAGCUGGGCUCUGCUCAUCGGCCACACCCCGGGCAACCGCCUCGACCGGCGGGCUAAACCUGGUGAGGGCGGUUACUCCCUGUGCGCGUUGUGCCGCGUGCACAGGUGACUGCGGACUCUGUGGACGGUUGGUCGGAUGGAACACCGCGUCGGCGCCGUCGUGACGAGGCUCUGUCUGGCACACCGCUGGUCAGCCGGUUGGUGGUGGAACGUCGCAUCGGCAUCGUCGAGACGAGGCUCCGCCUGGUACGCCGUUGAUCAGCCGGUGGGAUGGAUCUCCGAAUUGACACCGUCGACACGCGCCAAUUUGGUGCAACGUAGGAGACCGCAGGCUUGCGGCAAUGUCGUAAGCCAUUGGCAAAUUCGAGUCGUUCUUCCACUGCCAAAAAAACUCGUGGCCCACAGUGGAGUUCGGCCGCGCCGGCACAUCAAGCAGCCCCUAUUCAGGGGUCAGGGCACUGCUUCCUUCGGGGGGGGGCCUGGAAAAGCUGGCCUAAAAAUUGCUGGGGAACCACGUCGUCUGCUGGCGCACCGUGGUCGCAGACGCAAAACUCACGGUCGAAACAAUCAAAGUCGAAACAACAACAACAACCAUACUCAUUCUCCUCAGCCUACCUCUUUUACCUCUACCUCCGUCUAUUCUUCUGCCUAUCCUUCUCCUUCGUCAUCUUAUUCUCCAUCUCCUUCCCGUCGCCCACUCGUUUUCCCCAGACUGACAGGGUGAGCCCGCUCACUCUGGCAGCCUGGAAUGUUCGUUCCCUUUUAGACAAUCCGAGGAACAACCGACCGGAACGGAGGACGGCGCUAGUGGCACGAGAACUGGCGCGCUACAAGGUGGACAUCGCCGCACUCUGCGAGACCCGAUUCUCCGAACAAGGCCAACUGGAGGAGGUGGGUGCCGGUUACACCUUCUUCUGGAGUGGUCGACCCAGGGCAAAGCGACGAGACGCGGGUGUCGCCUUCGCCAUCCGAACCGACAUCGUGGGACGACUGCCCUGUUUGCCGCAAGGAAUCAACGACCGCCUGAUGAGCCUCCGCCUGCCCCUCCGGCGAGGAGGCAAGUUCGCCACCAUCAUCAGCGCCUACGCUCCGCCGAUGACCAGUUCCGACGCCGCCGCAAGAGACAAAUUCUACGAGGACCUGCACGCCCUCUUGGCGACUGUGUCGAAGGUGGACAAGUUGAUUUUCCUUUGUGACUUCAACGCCCGCGUCGGCACAGACCAUACUGCCUGGAGGGGAGUGCUGGGUCCCCACGGUCUCCGCGGCUCCAACGACAACAGCCUGCUUCUCCUCCGCACCUGCGCAGAACACCGCCUCACCCUGACGAAUACCUUCUUCUGUCUGCCGGAACGAGAGAAGGCCACCUGGAGGCAUCCUCGGUCGCGCCAGUGGCACCUGCUGGACUAUGUCCUCGUCCGGAGACGAGAUCAGCGGGACGUGCUGGUGACGAAGGCGAUCGUGGGUGCUGACGGGUGGACCGACCAUCGCCUCGUCAUCUCGAAGAUGCGUGUUCGCCUACAGCCUCGUAGGAGACCACAAGGUAAGCGACCCCCAGGUAAACUGAAUGUUGCUUUGUUGUCUUUGCCUGAUCACCGUCUCCCUUUCAGCAAUGAGCUAGCUAACGGCUAGACAACCUUCCUAUCGCUGCCGCCGCCGACGACGCCGCCGCCGCUGCCGAGAACGCCUCCGUGGAGAACCGCUGGUGUCAACUGCGAGACACGAUCCAGUCGACGGCGCUCGCCGUCCUCGGUCGCGCUCCCCGCCAACACCAGGACUGGUUCGACGACAACGACGCUGCGAUCAGCAAUCUGCUUGCCGAGAAGAACCGCCUACACAAAGCCUACGUAGAUCACCCCACUGAGGACAACAAAGCUGCCUUCUACCGCAGUCGCCGACAGCUUCAGCAACGACUGCGCGAGAUGCAGGACGCCUGGACUGCUCGCAAAGCUGAGGAGAUCCAAGGCUACGCGGACCGUAAUGAAUGGAAGAACUUCUUCUCCGCGAUCAAAGCUGUCUACGGUCCGCCGACGAAGGGCACUGCUCCUCUCCUCAGCGCCGACGGCAGCACUCUCCUGACUGAGAAGACGCAAAUCCUGCAGCGAUGGGCCGAGCCUUUCCGAGGCGUCCUCAACAGUCCUUCCGUCAUCUCCGACGCCGCCAUCGCCCGCUUGCCGCAAGUGGCGACCAACGUGGACCUCGACCUCCCGCCAUCUCUCCAGGAGACCAUCAGGGCCGUGCAGCAACUCUCCAACGGGAAAGCACCCGGAUCGGACGCAAUCCCUGCCGAGGUCUACAAGCACGGCGGUCCCCUACUGAUGGAUCACCUGACUGCGCUCUUCCAGGAGAUGUGGCGUCAAGGUGAAGUCCCGCAAGAUUUCAAGGACGCAACAAUCGUGCACCUAUACAAGCGCAAAGGGAAUCGCCAAGUCUGCGACAACCACCGCGGCAUCUCCCUACUGAACAUCGCCGGGAAGAUCUUCGUUCGCAUCCUCCUCAACCGCCUCAACAACCAUCUGGAACAGGGCCUUCUGCCGGAAAGCCAAUGCGGCUUCCGUCGUCAUCGUGGGACCACGGAUAUGAUCUUCGCCGCCCACCAACUUCAGGAGAAGUGCCAGGAGAUGCGGACCCACCUGUACUCUACCUUCGUGGACCUGACGAAAGCCUUCGACACGGUGAAUCGUGAAGGACUGUGGAAGAUCAUGCAGAAAUUCGGCUGUCCGGAGCGAUUCACUCAGAUGGUGCGUCAGCUGCACGACGGUAUGAUGGCGCGAGUCACGGACAACGGAGCUGUCUCAGAGGCAUUCGCAGUGACCAACGGCGUGAAGCAGGGCUGUGUGCUGGCGCCUAUCCUCAUCAGUCUCAUGUUCUCUGCCAUGCUGAUGGACGCCUACCGCGACGAACGCCCUGGAAUCCGCGUCGUCUACAGAACGGACGGUCAUCUCCUGAAUCACCGGCGCAUGAACUUCCAAUCGCGUGUAUCCACAGCCACCGUGCACGAACUCCUCUUCGCCGACGCCUGCGCCCUGAACACCACCUCAGAAGAGGAGAUGCAACGGAGCAUGGACCUAUCCUCCGCCGCCUGCGAGAACUUUGGGCUGGUUAUCAACACGCAGAAGACGGUGGUAAUGCAUCAGCCGCCUCCCAACUCAGCCACAGCCCACAACGCGCCGCCGCACAUCAACGUGAAUGGGACUCAACUGCAAGUGGUAGAGAACUUCCCGUACCUGGGCAGCACGCUCUCCCGCAACACCAAGAUCGAUGACGAAGUCGCCAGCAGGAUCUCGAAAGCCAGUCAAGACUUCGGUCGCCUCCAAAGCACAGUUUGGAAUCGUCAUGGUCUCCAACUGAGCACAAAGCUGAAGAUGUACAAGGCCGUCAUCCUGCCGACGCUACUGUACGGAGCGGAGACCUGGACGGUGUACACGAGGCAGGCACGUCGAAUAAACCACUUCCACCUCAGUUGUCUCCGCCGCAUCCUGAGGCUGAACUGGCGGGACCGCAUCCCCGACACCGAAGUGCUGGAACGGACGGGAAUUCUAAGCAUCUACUCCAUGUUGAGACAAAUGCAGCUGCGCUGGAGCGGCCAUCUGGUGCGCAUGGACGACGAGCGACUUCCCAAACGACUCUUCUACGGAGACGUCGCGACGGGUUCUCGUCGUCAAGGAGGCCGAAUUCACCGUUACAAGGAUACUCUGAAGUCCUCCCUGAAGCGCCUGCACAUCAACCCGACCAACUGGGAAGAGAUCGCCCGCGAUCGUCCGACAUGGAGGAGAACAGUGAAGACGGGCGCUGCUAUCUACGAAGCCAACCACAUCGCCGCCGCCAAAGUGAAACGCGAAGUUCGCAAAUCAGAACUUCGCCCAGUACGCAACGCCGCCGCAAAACCGCUUCCAACGUGCCCUCGAUGUCAACCGACAUUCCAGGCACGAAUCGGACUUGUUGGACAUCUUCGAACCAACUGCUGCUCUGGAACUGCUCAAGCCAUCGUCCCCCCGCCCGCCUCUUCCUCAUCCUCUCUUCCACCAACUAACUCUGACACUCCUUCUGUAUCACCACCUCCAUCCUCCUCCUUCUCAUCCACUGUCCCAGCGGUGGCCGUUCAGGCUGCCGUCUCACACAUCGCCAACCACGACACAGCGACCGAAACCACCCCCACCUGCCCUCACUGCGACCGCACCUUCACCUCACACAUCGGCCUGGUCGGUCAUUGGCGAAUCCAUCGCACAGAGACUGGUGAAGCAGUGCCUGGAGCACCAACCUACACCCACCGCACUCGCCUCCACUGCCCACAAUGCCCUCGCACCUUCCGGCAUCGCAUGGGCCUAUUCGGCCACAUGCGCAUCCACGAGAGCGGAAUUGACCGCAGCCUUGACACAUCCACCCCGCCGAGCCCCACUCCCAAUCCAUCACCUUGUGCACCCACUAACAACUCCCCAGCCGACAUCGACGCCACCGACCUUACCACCCCUCACUCCUCCCCUUCCUUCUCCUCUUCCUCCUUCACUGCCACAACGUCGGCCGCUACGGCGUCUGUCGCCCACGACUUCACCACAGCCGAACCUGACACAACAACAGGCACAACCCCUGCAACCUCCAUCAUCAGACGUGAGGUCCAAGACUACAUCUGCCCUCACUGCGAUCGCACCUUCACUUCACGCAUCGGCCUGGUCGGUCACUUGCGAAUCCAUCGCACGGAGACUGGCGAACCAGUGCCUGGAGCAUCAACCUACACUCACCGCACUCGCCUCCACUGCCCACACUGCCCUCGCACCUUCACGCAUCGCAUGGGUCUAUUCGGCCACAUGCGCAUCCACGACGACCUUCGGUAG
This is a messenger RNA of Spirometra erinaceieuropaei, 9033 nucleotides long. Lineage: Eukaryota; Metazoa; Platyhelminthes; Cestoda; Diphyllobothriidea; Diphyllobothriidae. The record is from the annotation of a GenBank genome assembly.